AUGGGUGAAAUGGAGCAAUUGCGAAAGGAGGCGGACAGUCUCAAAGACCAGAUCACUGUCAGUAGGCAAUUAGCUAAGAAAACCGUUUUGCUGUCAUCAGUGUUCAUCAUCAACAUCAUUAUGUGGCUUGUUUUUUUAAACCCCUCAAGUGUCUCAAUAUAUGAUUCAUAACCACAUCUUAAAUCAACACUGGCAGAAAGCGGAAAACCUGUGUUUGUGUUUCUCCUCUGAAGGCGGCACGAAAGGCAGUGCAGGACACAACUCUGCAAGAAGCAGCGGCGGGGGUUACUGUGGUGGGCCGAGUCCAGAUGAAGACCAGGAAAACACUGAGGGGUCACCUCGCCAAGAUCUAUGCCAUGCACUGGGGCACUGACUCCACGUAAAUACCCCACAAAUUAUUGUACAAAAAUGAUAGAAGUGGACUUUUUACAUCACACUGAACUGAGAUGUGAUAGAGUUGAAUUAAAUCAAGAUCAAAACAAGAGUAAGAUGAGAUAAAAGUGACUAAAUAUGUGCCAAAAGAAACUGGAAACACGGCUUCUAUCUGAUUCUUUUCGGUUUGUUUUCUUUGGCUGUCAUUAACAAGGUGUAUCUCUUUUUUUUCCUCCUGUUUUCUGUUAUUUCCUCAUCAGGCUUUGUGUCAGUGCUUCACAAGAUGGAAAACUUAUAGUGUGGGACAGCAUCACAACCAACAAGGUAGGAAAAAGCAAGAGAAAAGUGUGUUUUGAUCACAGGAAUUGUAGAAAAGGGCAAAAUGUCAACCCUGUGAAACCAUUGGAUAGCUGAAAAUGAAAUUGAUGCUGUUGGUGUGAAUGUCCAGAAGUUCACUUGAAACCUAGAUUUUCAAAGAAAAGACAAAAAUUUUGAAGUUAUACAAAGUACUUGUGAAAAAAGUAUGAGUAAACACAACAAAGGACAUUUUGAAGUGUUAUUCAUUAAAUGUGAGAAUAAUACACAUUCAUUCUUACUACUGUGCCUGUUUAGGACAGUCCUAGUUGAUCAGAUGUGGUUGACCAUACAAUCAAUCAGUUUUGCUAAAUUUUGAGUUCUCCCUCUGAAAGUAGAGACACAAACAAAAGUGUAUUGAUCUCUGAUGUUCCAUAACCCCUGUAUUUCUGAUGAAUGUGAUAAAUUCAUGUAGAAGGAUGGGGUUCAUUAGAGUUCCUCUAAGGGCUUGUAGGUGUUUUCAUCUUAUUUGGCUGUUGAUUUCCAUUGUUUUCUUGUGUUUUUCCAGGUGAAUGCCAUCCCUCUUAAGUCGUCAUGGGUGAUGACUUGCGCCUAUGCACCCUCAGGCAAUCUAGUGGCGUGUGGAGGACUGGACAACAUGUGCUCCAUCUACAACCUAAAGGGCAAAGAUGGAAACGUCAAGGUGAUGCGUGAGCUGGCUGCACACACAGGUAGGACAAACAAGUGAAGCCUUUUGCACGAGAAAGUCUCUCUUGGUUACACUGUGGCUCAAGGUGUCUCAUAUUUAAUUUCUGUGGUUUCCUAGGUUACCUGUCCUGCUGUCGUUUCCUCAGUGAUAGUGAAAUCAUCACCAGCUCUGGGGACUGCACUUGGUAAGAAUAAGUGAAAAAGUUAAUGUUAUUCUCCCUUCUACAGUUCAACUGUUAAUAAAUUCAUUAUUUGUCUCCUUCUAGUGUACUAUGGGACAUUGAGACAGGGACCCAAAAGACUGUCUUUGCUGGACACCAGGGAGAUUGCAUGUCUCUGGCUGUGUCCCCAGAUUUCAAGUUCUUCAUCUCAGGUGCAUGUGACUUCACAGCCAAGCUGUGGGACAUCAGAGAGGGUCAAUGCAGACAGACCUUUGGGGGCCAUGAGAGCGACAUCAACGCAAUCGGGGUAAGAAAGAAGAGGACUUGACCCUGACUUCUGUACCGGAGCUCUGGAUUUUCUUUCUCUUUGAUUGUAAUCUCUCACCCCUCUCUCAGUUCUUCCCAAAUGGUAAUGCGGUGAUAACAGGAUCAGAUGACGCCACCUGCAAGCUGUACGAUCUGAGAGCCGACCAGGAGCUCAUCACCUACCAGGACUCCAGCAUCAUGUGUGGAGUGACCUCUCUGGCCCCGUCCCUGAGUGGACGCCUGCUGCUGGCUGGCUAUGACGACUUCAACGUCAAUAUCUGGGAUGCACUGAAAGCGGAGAGAGUCGGUGAGAAAAUAGAAACAAGAGAAUUCACUGGAGCACCUAACACCUUAAUAGGAUGAUGUUCCACUGAGUAACUUUGGAGACAGGCCCUUCUUCACAACAUGCUUUUUUUUUAUUUUUUAUCCGUGUGUGUGUUUUUGUCUAGGAGUUCUUGCUGGUCACGACAACAGAGUGAGCUGUAUCGGCGUGUCCUCAGACGGCAUGGCGUGUUGCACAGGAUCCUGGGACAGCUUCCUCAAGAUAUGGAACUAA
Messenger RNA from Xyrichtys novacula (pearly razorfish), 2397 nucleotides. NCBI's taxonomy places the organism in Eukaryota, Metazoa, Chordata, Actinopteri, Labriformes, Labridae. The record is from the annotation of a GenBank genome assembly.